AUGUCGCAAAAUCCCAACUAUCGCAACAAAGAUCGCUUCGAGAAGACGGCGAACGGUAACAACGAUGCCCGGUGCGGUUCUCAGUUCGAAGCCUUCUUCGCAAUCUCACACCAAAAUUGACCUAUGAACCAGCAAUCCCCGCAGCAACGGGCCGUACAACAACAACAACGAUCCGCCCCCGAAUCCCCCGGACCGCCAACCUCCGAAGAACAUCAACCCUCCACUCGCGAUGCGAGAAGAAGAGCAACGCCGACGCCAAGCAUGGGGCCAACAACAACCUCAGAAGAACCAACAACAAGAAUGGAAACCGUCUCCAAAGCCCGGAGGCCCGUCGAUGAACAGUUAUUACGAUGAAUACACCCCCUCGCCGAUUCCCACCACGAGUGGCAAUCCUCAGGCUUCCUGGAGGACGCUGUCCGAUCCCGUCGGCUCCACUGACGCGCUACGAGAUUAUCAACGCAUGCUCCUCCGAGAGCAGCAGAGGCGGAAUAAGGAAUUCGGGAAAGGGUGGUGA
Lecanosticta acicola is the source of this 514-nucleotide messenger RNA. NCBI's taxonomy places the organism in Eukaryota, Fungi, Ascomycota, Dothideomycetes, Mycosphaerellales, Mycosphaerellaceae. The record is from the annotation of a GenBank genome assembly.